UUUCCCUCCCAUCCUGCUUUGUCAUCAUACACUCACACAACGGUCAUUUACUUAUCUAUUGUUGGAGAAAUUUGAAACAAAUUAUUGAACUCUAGCUUUAUUGCAGUCUCCCACCAAAACAACUUGACCUUAUCUUUAUUGAAGGCCAAACCCGACAACCACUUAAUUCUUCUCCUUCCAAAACAAUCAAAAACACUCAAAACACACUUGAAAAACACUCUUACCCUAGACAUCAAAGGACCAUUCUUCUCUCCCUCUGAACAAAAACCGUAGAAAUCAAAACCGUGAGAUUUAGGGAAUAACACCAAAACCGUGAGAUUUGAUAACGUCCGCCAUCGUCCGCCUUUUCGUUUAUUCAGAUCUUGGAAGAAAGCUCGAAGAGUAUUUGCUGAGGAUUUGCUCCAGCAAAAUGGUCAAAACGCUAAGUCUAAGCCUCUCUCUCAGUCCAGCUUCUCACUUAUAUUCUUUCUUCCUCGAUAUACCGACCCAUAUCCUCUUCGUCACUGUUCUCCAAAUCUCAUCACAACUUCAACAACAUCUCCCUCGCAAUAGCGACACUUCGAGGCAUGACCGAAGGACGUGCGACCUAGCGUAGACUCGUGGAGGCAGGCAAGGAAGAUGGUGGCUGCGGUGAGUGCAUGGCCGUGGUAGAAUAUCGCCGACCGAGGAGACAGAGUGCCCCAGAUCCACUUUCUCUCUCCUCCAUCAAAUGGCCCGACUCCGACCCGACUCUCUCCUCCAUCCUCCUCAACUCCUACACCGACGUCGUCCUGGCCGAGCACAGAAAGUGGCCCCACCAUCCUUUCUCGGCCCUCGUCGACCCGAGUGGGAAAAUCUACGCCAGAGGCUCCCAGGACAUGAAGUGCAACGGGCUUCAGUACCUAGAGGCCAUUCGACGGCUUAAGGCUUCUGGGUUUAAGCAGACUCGGACUGUUUACUUGUCUUUCGUUCCUGAUGAGGAGAUUGGUGGUCAUGAUGGCGCUGAGAAGUUUGCUGAAUCUGAUAUUUUCAAAGCCUUGAACGUUGGGAUAGUUCUCGAUGAAGGGUUGGCCUCGCCGAGCGAGCAUUAUAGGGCUUUCUAUGCGGAGAGGUGCCCAUGGUGGCUGAUCAUCAAGGCUACUGGGGCUCCUGGUCAUGGGGCUAAGCUGUAUGACAACACUGCCAUGGAGAAUAUAUUGAAGAGCAUUGAGAGUGUGAGGAGAUUUCGUGCUUCACAGUUUGAUUUGGUGAAGGCGGGUUUGAAGGCUGAAGGGGAGGUCGUCUCUGUCAAUAUGGCAUUUUUGAAGGCUGGCACACCCUGUCCGACUGUAAGUUGA
This is a messenger RNA of Rosa chinensis, 1316 nucleotides long. RefSeq names its product aminoacylase-1. Lineage: Eukaryota; Viridiplantae; Streptophyta; Magnoliopsida; Rosales; Rosaceae. Gene Ontology annotation, molecular function: aminoacylase activity. Bases 639 to 1316 code for a protein of 225 amino acids. The transcript has 2 exons. The record is from RefSeq and is a predicted model, not a curated record.